Molecule: messenger RNA, 2248 nt
Organism: Coregonus clupeaformis (lake whitefish)
Lineage: Eukaryota; Metazoa; Chordata; Actinopteri; Salmoniformes; Salmonidae
Product: SH2 domain-containing adapter protein F
Exons: 9
Coding region: 367-1722 (451 amino acids)
Molecular function (GO): phosphotyrosine residue binding
Source: RefSeq, a predicted model, not a curated record
UCUUGUAGCUAGCUAAACCUUCUUAUUAUAGCUCAGUGAGCUAACCAUCUCUGGCUAAAAUAGUCAAAUUAGUUAGCUAGAUGGAAAUUGUAACGUUAGCCAACUAGCUAGCUAACUGAAAUAAUAUUCUCCAAAAUGCAUGAUUUUUUUUAUUUUUUUUGACUGACGUAGCGUAGUUAGUUUACGUUACGUUGGGGGUAGGCAAACUUGUUUUCUUCAGCUCGAGCUGAGGGAAGUAAACUACUGUAUCUAGCUAGCUAACGUUAGCUAGUUAGCUACAAUGACAUUUUAGUGAAUUCAUGGGGGGUGGACACACAAAAUUAAAUACGUAAUUGGCUAACUGCCCCAAUUUCCAUCAAAACACCCAUGGCAAAGUGGUUAAAGGACUACCUGAACUUCGGCAGCCGGCGUGACGCCCCCCAGCCUCCGCGUCCUGACUACACAGAGAGUGAGAUCCUGAGGGCGUACAGAGCCCAGAAAGACCUGGACUUUGAAGACCCCUACCAGAGCGCAGUGAAACCACAAAAUGGCUGCUACGGUGGCUGUAGUGGGACAGUAAGCCUGCAUGCGUUGCCCGCCUUUGCUUCUGUGCUUCCCAACGAUGCAGAGGUGAAGGUGGUGUCUCCCAAACACAGGCUGAUCAAGGUGGACUCUCAGGAGUUCAGUCACAGUAAGAGCCCCCUCAGCCCCGUCACCAUCCACCAGGAACCGGUGCUUCCCUCUGCUCCUGCAGCAGUAGGGGACUCAGACACUGACUACUCGGACCCGUUUGACGCCAGACCAGUUCCACGGCUAAGAGCAGAUUGGGAGCCUAGCCCCAGCCUACACCUUACCUUGGGCCCCAGCCCCAUCACCAGUCCUACCCUGGUAGCCUUCAGCCCUAACCCUAUCCUAGGUCUCAGUCUCCGUCCAGGGGACAGCAGCAGCUACAUGGAACCCUUUGAAGCCCAGAGGGUUGUCACAGCGCUCCAGCAGGGCCCAGAGCGGGGCCGACCAGGAGUGGACAGUGGAAGGUCAGGGGUUGGGAUCGGAGGUCAACUCUAUGAUGACCCCUACGAUGAGAGGACUCGCCAUCGCCCCCGGGGGGCGCCACCGCAGCAGCAGGGGAGAGAGUUCCUCAGGGACGAACCGAGAGAGGUCAGAGAGAGCAGGCUGCCCCAGGACGAUGAGAGACCAGCUGAGGAGUACGACCAGCCCUGGGAAUGGAAGAAGGACAACAUCUCCAAAGCUCUAGCAGUGCAGUUUGAGGGGGCAGAGUGGGAGAGAUCGUUAGCCCAGUCAGACCAGGCCAGACUACCCAGAACCAGCCCCACAGACCCAGACCCAGGGGGCGCAGCCAGCCUUCGGCGGCCCGGUGACAACCCCCCUAUCCUGGGUGAGAGAGUGGACCCCUGCCUGCCCUUGGAGAGACAGGUGUGGUACCAUGGUGCUGUGAGUCGUGCAGAGGCAGAGACUCUACUGACGUUGUGCAAAGAGAGUUCCUACCUGGUGAGGAAGAGCCAGACCUGCCCACAAGACUACUCUCUCUCCCUCAGGAGUUGUCAGGGCUUCAUGCAUAUGAAGUUCACUCGGAGUUCAGAGGGUCGCUACGUCCUGGGAGAGAACAGUCCUCCAUUCUCCUCUGUACCAGAGGUCAUCCACUACUACACCAUGCACAAACUACCUAUCAGAGGAGCUGAACACCUGUCUCUGCUCUACCCUGUCAUUGUACAGACUCUCUGACCCUUCUCUACUCAUUAUGUGCAUCCCAAAUGGCACCCUAUUCCCUAUGUAGUGCACUACUUUUGUGCUCUCUGUUCAAAAGUAGUGCACUAUAUAGGGAAUAGAGUGGGACACUAAUACUAAUAGGUGCUGUCGUCUGCAGAGAUGCUAACAUGGCUGCUGUGGAACUAUGUGAUGUUAUUCUAAGAGCUUCAUAAUGGUUCUGGGUGGAAACCACAAUGGUCAAACUGUAUUAUAUGGCCAAAGGCAAAUGCUGUAACAGAGCAGGUUACUGUAUGUCAAUAGAGUAUUAUCAAUCGUCCCUAUGGCACAUUGAUUAGCUAGCUGUACCAGGGUGGGCGUGUCAUCCAAUAAUGUUAUACAGUAGAACACUACAUCACUAUAGUGGAAAGCUAUUAUAGAAAUGUGCGCUUGAAAGCUAUUUCAGUACUUAUAUGUAAGAAUGCUGGUAUUAUACACUGAGUGUACAAAACAUUAGGAACACCUUCCUGAUAUUGAGUUGCAUUUUGCCCUCAGAAAAGCCUCA